ACGUCCACUCGAACCCUUCGACCGUUUUCCUCGGGGGGUUUUUUUCCGCUUUUUGUUGUUGUGUACUUUACCUCAAAUAAUGCUCACUAAUCUGCUGCGCCCGUCCCUGCUGUUUGUACUAUGUGUCUGCGAAAUAUGGUGCUCGCCCAGAUCCCUUGAGGGGACCAGGUCCGAAUGCGGCGGGGACGGUAUCCUGAGGUGCACCGCUCCACACAAGGCAGGGAUCCGGUAUCGUCAUGUGAGGUGGUACAAGGUCAUUCAGGAUUCUUCCUCUCACCUAAACGGCCUGCUGAUGAGAUACCUGCCCAACGGCACCAUAAAUUUGUAUGUGGAUUCAAAGCGCCACGUUGAGCUGUUGGGCGACUCCAUGGAUCUCUUCUUGCCCAACGUGACCUCUGAGGACAGUGGCACCUACAUGUGCUUGCUGGCUGCACCCGUGGGUGAACAGAACCAGGAGGGAUCGAUCAACCUCACCGUAGAAGGUUGUCCUGACAGUAAAUCAGUGAGUAAAUUAGUGGUUUUUGCCAUAGGAUUGCUGGCAGUGGCACUUUUGAUCUUCAUGAUAAACUAUGCCAUUAUGACGAAAAAACUACAUGAGAAAAAUGGGUUGAUGAAAAAAGAAACCUCUUCGGGUGCAUCACUUAAACCACUUGUAAAGAAGAACCUGAUGCUUAUCUAUACACUGGGGCAAAACGGUUGCUCUCCAGCCUCCAUGAAACACGUGUGUGUUUGAACUCUGAACUGACGUCUGAACCCUGUGCCUUAGGAUAAAGCUUCCAGUAGGUGUUUCACUCAUAGCCCAUGAGGAUUAUAUGUAGCAGAUGCUCUGUAUUACAUUUUCUGAGCUGAAAAUGCAUCGGUAUCUCCGGGGUGGUAAAACUGAUUGCCCAGAUGACAAAUCCAUUAAAAAAGGAGCGCAUAUCACAUGGCUGCUUUGAGGGAGAGAAUCUGUGCUGCCCCUUUCUCCUGGGGUAAAAUGCAGAUUCAUAUCGACUCCCACCUGAUGCUGUCUAUGUAUGAGGGCAUCAAAGACAGCGACAAAUGCCAGAGGGCCCACCAUCAUGGAAAGCCAGAGCGGUGAAAAACAUGAGACAUCAACAAACCCACUCCACACCUUUGUCCAAAAAAGAAAAACACGUAAAGUAUUCUAAGGCUUUUUUUUUAAUCGAUGGUACAGUAGAGAGAGACAGGAAACGGGGAGUAGCGAGCAGAGGGAUGACAUGCUGUAAAGGUCUCGAGCCAGACUCGGGUCCCUGCAAUAAGGCCUGAGCCCAUGUGGUAUGUGCUCAAUGAACUAAGCUACCAGGGCGCCACCUGUCUACAUGUUUUUGAUGGUCCACAAUGUGUUACGUGUUAACAUGUUAUGAUGUUAAAAUCAUGUUAAGGCAUUGAAGAAACACAUUAAAGCAUGUAAAUGUCAGCAUC
Messenger RNA from Lampris incognitus (smalleye Pacific opah), 1425 nucleotides. It is a transcript of the gene cd83, whose product is annotated as CD83 molecule. Lineage: Eukaryota; Metazoa; Chordata; Actinopteri; Lampriformes; Lampridae. The record is from RefSeq and is a predicted model, not a curated record. Bases 80 to 733 code for a protein of 217 amino acids. The transcript is spliced from 5 exons.